Messenger RNA from Cinara cedri, 1368 nucleotides. NCBI's taxonomy places the organism in Eukaryota, Metazoa, Arthropoda, Insecta, Hemiptera, Aphididae. The record is from the annotation of a GenBank genome assembly.
AUGGCUAACAUGAGCGAUAGUUCUAGUGAAUCGUUUAUGAAAUUAAACGCUGAAUGUGAAAAAAACCAAAAAUAUUCCGAUAUUUCUGGAAAACAUAUUAUUCCACAGCAAAUGUGUCACUUAGACGACGCANCAAUUCCACGUAUUACUGUUUCUCAGUUACCAAAUAGCAGCGACGAAGAUGAUGAGUUAUUAGAAUAUUACUUGGAAAGUGUAGAUUUCUUAGAUACUGUUUUGAAUAACUGCGAACGACGUAAGGCUGAUAAAGAAAUAAGAAAUAUUAUUGACGACAUUAUAGAAGAUGUGUUGAAUGAUAUUGAAACUGAAGAGCUCUCAGAAAAAAUGAAAUUAAUUGGUAUACUAAAAGAAUACCUUAGAAAAAUGCAUUCGACCUGUUUAUACUGCCACAAUGUGACAUUCAAUACAUUAAACGGUAGAAAAUUAGCAUUGCAUAUACUCAAAAAUCACCAAUUUGCCAUUCUAGAAGUCGGAUCUUCUCAAGUGGUUACCGAAAGAUUAAAAUUGAAUUUGAAUUACUUAGAAAACGUUUUUUGUUCAAACCAAGAACAUUUGGAUUUUAAUGAUAAUCAUCGACUACGUAUAAAGGUUUGUAAAGUUAUAGAUGAGCCUAAAAUACUAUUAAAUAAGUGGAUAAUUCCUUGUGACAAAGAUAAAGUAAAGGAGGAAGAUGACGAACUUCCCCAAAUAAAGUAUAAAGUUGACGAACUUCCUCAAAUAAAAAUAAAACAAAUGAGAAUUGCACAUCAACAAAAUUUAUCUUUGAGUCAACCUGAAAAAAGGAAAAAUGUUUGUGAUAAAGAAGAGAUAUUUCCUCAAACAAUGAAAAAACAAAAAAUAACUGUACAUAAACAAGAUUUUUUAAAAAACAUUAUGCCAUCAAAUAAUGAUAUCUUGCAACAGAAUAAAAACCAGCUUGAAGAGAUGAGCACGUCCUGUGAUGAAGACGAAGUUAUGAAGAAUAUUCUUCAAAUGAUGACAAAGCAAAAAAGAAUUGCACAUAAACAAGAUUCUUGUAUAAGUCCACCAAAAAAGACGAAAAUUGCGUGCGAUGAAGAACAAACCCAAAAUGAAGUUGACCAAUGGCCCCAAAUAAAAAGAAAAGCAAGAAUUGCACACGUACAAACAUGUUCUAAAAAUAUUGCGUCAUUAAAUGGUACUUUAAAGCAGAAUUUAAAACCACGUGAAAAAGGAGAAGGUACCAGUUAUAAUAAUAUUGAUGAACCGCAAUUACCGGGUGUUUCGGUAAAUAUACAAAAACGGAAACAACCUGCAAAGCCACAAAAAGGCAAAUCAAAACUAAUGAAAAUUAAAUAUGUUUUGAAUAAGUAUAAUCCAAAUGGUAGGUAA